Leptosia nina is the source of this 282-nucleotide messenger RNA. The record is from the annotation of a GenBank genome assembly. NCBI's taxonomy places the organism in Eukaryota, Metazoa, Arthropoda, Insecta, Lepidoptera, Pieridae.
AUGACACGCCGUGCCACCAAUAUGUUUGUGUGUAUUACAUUAGAUUUAUUCGACUGGGUCACGCACACAGGCGCAAAGCUACCCCGAAGGGUGUUUGGGUGUGGGGGCGACACCACUACAGGGGCAAGCUGCCACCGCCCGACAGAUGGCCACGCACACACACUCACCCCGGGAAAGGGAAAGCUACAUUGUGUAAACAAAUCGCGGGAGCGCGUGCUAUCCCUCUCGACUACAAAGCCAGUGUGUGUCCCGCGACUGUGUGCUGUCGACACGACCGAGUAG